CUCUUCUCACCGGACAAGACACGCAGCUUCGCUCCCUACUAGAUGAGAGGGAGUUGGGCACCUCACCUGGUGUGUCUCUCCAAUGCUCUUGGCCCCUGAGGCCUGAGGAGAAGUGAGCCAAGCCCAGCCCCCCAUGGGACGCCCUGUUACCCAGCAUGCACUGCUGCUGCUGCAGUGCAUGCUGGUCCUGCGGCCCGCAGGCGUGGCCAGUAGGAGAGGGCCGGUGCUGCUGCCUGAAUCGCCCUGUCACAAGACGGAGCACCCGCUCGUCCCACACUCAGAGAUGGAGCCGUGGAUCUUCAGGUUCAAGGCAGAGGGCACAGUGGAUUACUCACAGCUGACCUUCGACCCUGGCCAGAACGAACUGAUCGUCGGUGCCAGAAAUCACCUCUUCAGGCUCAAUCUGGAAGACCUGACACUGAUCCAGGAGGCUGAGUGGCACUGCGAUGAGUUCACCAAGGGAGCCUGCUUCAGCCGUGGGAAGUCUGAGGAGGAGUGCCAGAACUACAUCAGGGUGCUGCUGGUGAACGGGAACAGGCUGUUCACCUGUGGAACCAACGCCUUCACCCCCAUCUGCACCAACCGAACGCUGACAAAUUUGACAGAGAUUCAUGAUCAGAUCAGCGGGAUGGCUCGCUGUCCUUACAACCCCCUCCACAACUCCACUGCCCUCAUCACCUCCAGCGGGGAGCUUUACGCUGCCACGGCCAUGGACUUCUCUGGACGAGACCCGGCCAUCUACCGCAGCCUGGGCGGCCUGCCACCGCUGCGCACCGCCCAGUACAACUCCAAGUGGCUGAACGAACCGAACUUCGUCUCCUCCUACGAUAUCGGCAACUUCACCUACUUCUUCUUCCGGGAAAAUGCAGUGGAGCAUGACUGUGGCCGGACGGUGUUUUCCCGCGCAGGGCGUGUGUGCAAGAACGACAUCGGUGGCCGCUUCCUCCUGGAGGACACGUGGACCACCUUCAUGAAGUCCAGGCUGAACUGCUCCCGACCGGGCGAAAUACCUUUCAACUACAACGAGCUGCAGGGAACGUUUUACCUGCCUGAGCUGGAGCUGCUCUACGGUAUUUUCACGACCAACGUAAACAGCAUUGCUGCAUCUGCGGUGUGUGCCUUCAAUCUCAGUGCCAUAUCACAGGUGUUCAACGGGCCCUUCAAGUACCAGGAGAACUCCCGGUCAGCAUGGCUGCCUUUCCCCAACCCCAACCCGGACUUUCAGUGCGGCACCAUUGACUCUGGCUCCUACGUGAACCUGACUGAAAGAAACCUGCAGGACGCUCAGAAGUUUUUGCUGAUGCAUGAGGUGGUCCAACCCGUGGUUCCCGUGCCCUACUUCAUGGAGGACAACGUGCGCUUCACUCAUGUUGCGGUGGAUGUGGUUCAGGGGAAAGACAUGCUGUUUCACAUCAUAUACUUGGCUACGGAUUACGGUACUAUCAGGAAAGUGCUUUCCCCUCUCAAUCAGUCCACGGGGAGCUGCCUGUUAGAGGAGAUCGAGUUGUUCCCGCCCAGGAAGAGACAGCCGAUCCGAAGCCUGCUGAUCCUGCACAGCCGCAGUGAGCUUUAUGUGGGUGUGAGAGACCAGGUCAUCAAGAUCCCGCUUAAGAGAUGCAGCUACCACAAGAGCAGAGAAGCCUGCGUGGGAGCCAGAGACCCAUACUGUGGUUGGGACCUGUUGUUGAAGAAAUGCACCACGCUGGAGGAAAGUGUCAGGAUGAGCCAAUGGGAGCAGAGCAUCACAAAAUGCCCUAUCCGUAAUGUGACUGUUGAUGGAGGCUUUGGCGCCUGGUCAGGCUGGUCCACAUGUAGUCAUAAUGAUGGAGGCAGCGCGGGGUCCUGUCUGUGUCGGACACGAGCGUGUGAUAACCCCGCCCCUCAGUGUGGAGGACAGCAUUGCUAUGGCAUCAGUGUAGAGGUCGCAAACUGCUCCAGAAACGGAGCCUGGACUCCCUGGACCUCCUGGUCUCCCUGCAGCACCAGCUGCGGCAUCGGCUUCCAGGUUCGUCAACGCUCCUGCAGCAACCCGACCCCUCGCCAUGGCGGGCGAGUAUGUGUGGGCCAGAACCGUGAGGAGAGGUACUGUAAUGAACACCUGCCCUGCCCGCCCCAUGUCUACUGGUCGGCCUGGUCGGCAUGGGAACGCUGCACUGUGCCCUGUGGCGGAGGCAUCCAGUCAAGACGCAGAACCUGUGAGAACGGCAACGACUGUCCUGGGUGUGGACAGGAGUACCAGUCAUGCAACACCCUGCCAUGUCCUGACCUAAAAAAGACCACACCCUGGACUCCCUGGACGCCCGUAAACAUCUCAGACAACGGAGGGCACUAUGAGCAGCGUUUCCGCUACACUUGCAAAGCUCGAAUCCCGGAUCCCAGUCUGCUAGAAGUGGGCAGGCAGAGGAUCGAGAUGCGCUACUGCUCCAGCGAUGGAUCCACCGGCUGCUCCACUGACGGAGAGGUGCUUCGCCUUGGGAGGAUCUCAGGCCACACGGUGAAUGGGGGCUGGUCAUCCUGGAGUUCCUGGGCCCAAUGCAGCAGAGACUGCAGCCGGGGAAUCCGUAGCCGGAAGAGGACCUGCAGUAGCCCGGAGCCCAAGCAUGGAGGUCAGACCUGCUUGGGGCCAGCACAGGAGUACCAGGAGUGUAACAUUACUCCUUGUCCAGUGGAUGGCAGCUGGUCAUGCUGGUCUUCAUGGUCCAAGUGCUCUGUGACAUGUGGAGGAGGACACUACAUGAGGACGCGAACCUGCAGCAACCCCCCGCCAGCUUAUGGAGGGGACAUCUGCCUGGGCCUGCACACUGAAGAGGCACUGUGCAACACACAAUCCUGUCCAGAGAGCUGGUCCAGCUGGUCGGAGUGGUCACACUGUGACUCCAACGGAGCCCAGAUGCGUGUGCGUCACUGUGAUGUCCUGUUUCCCACUGGUAACCAGUGCUCGGGAAACAACAGCGAGAACAGGCCAUGCUCCCCUGACUCCAACUUUAUACCAGAAGUCUCAAUUGCACGCUCCAGUCAGGAGGAAAGGCGCUGUGGAGACUUUAACCUCUUCCACAUGAUCGCCGUGGGGCUCAGCAGCUCGAUCCUCGGCUGUCUUGUCACCCUGCUGGUUUACUCGUAUUGCCAGCGCUACCAGCAGCAGUCUCACGAUGCCACCGUCAUCCACCCCAUUUCAGCCGCACCGCUCAACACCAGCAUCACCAACCACAUCAACAAACUGGACAAAUACGACUCGGUGGAAGCCAUCAAGGCCUUCAACAAAAACAAUCUGCUUCUGGAGGAAAGAAAUAAGUACUUCAACCCACAGCUUGCCGGGAAGACCUAUACAAAUGCAUACUUCACCGACCUCAACACCUACGAUGACUAUUAAGCCUCUAUUUGGCAGUUCAGACUCCAUACCAUAGCUGGGACAUCAACCCUAUCAUCCAUUUUGACUGUAUUCUUUUCUUUGUGCUUUGUAUUGAGAUUCGUGACACCAUGCGGGGGGAUAGUCCCACUCCCAGACUCUAUGGCAGCUGGUAUGUAAUGAAAACACAAACAGUGUUGCCAACAGAGUGAAAUGCCCACUUUCUCUCAGGUGCCUUGGGGUACACUCGGAAGUUCAAUUUUUGGGGGGCAAACUUGCCUUGACUCCUUGACUGAGAAAACUGGAUUUCCCAAUGUGGACAAAACAGGGAAAUAUAUAACUCAACUCAAAGAGACUGGGAAAUAUGAUCCCCUUCUAAUUUCCUGUGACGCCUAUAAAACAGACCUGUAUUUGUAAGGAUGGGAAAUAACCACAAAACCGCUUUGCAUGACUUCAUCUGACGCGUUUUCUCUGCCCUUCUGUUUCGUUUUUUGCAUGGUUGAUCGCAUUCCAGGGUUUGGGGACUUGCAGCAGUGUUUUCUUCCUGGUCUUAGAUUCAGGACUGGUUUUGUAAGUCAUAAAAACAAAGACUGUGGUGAUGCCUGAUGGCUAUUACCAUUUACUGCUGCAGCGAUCUCCAGAUGGAUCAAUA
Anoplopoma fimbria (sablefish) is the source of this 3998-nucleotide messenger RNA. RefSeq names its product sema domain, seven thrombospondin repeats (type 1 and type 1-like), transmembrane domain (TM) and short cytoplasmic domain, (semaphorin) 5A (gene sema5a). Gene Ontology annotation, biological process: axon guidance; positive regulation of cell migration; negative regulation of axon extension involved in axon guidance. Gene Ontology annotation, molecular function: chemorepellent activity; semaphorin receptor binding. The record is from RefSeq and is a predicted model, not a curated record. Lineage: Eukaryota; Metazoa; Chordata; Actinopteri; Perciformes; Anoplopomatidae. The coding region runs from base 134 to 3370 and encodes 1078 amino acids. The transcript has 22 exons.